Molecule: messenger RNA, 3113 nt
Organism: Drosophila virilis
Lineage: Eukaryota; Metazoa; Arthropoda; Insecta; Diptera; Drosophilidae
Product: transportin-1
Biological process (GO): protein import into nucleus
Cellular component (GO): cytoplasm; nucleus
Molecular function (GO): small GTPase binding; nuclear import signal receptor activity
Source: RefSeq, a predicted model, not a curated record
AUGCUCUUAGUCACUCAGUUGGUCACACUCAAACACCACAAAAAAUUCAUCUGGCAGAAAAGUGAAAAAGAGAAAAUUAAGGGGUUUAUCAAGUGUACCCAGCAAAAUUAGUUUUAAUUCACACCCAACACUAUUGAAGCAUCUCACAUAAACUGCAUCAAAAUGACGUGGGAACCCCAGGCAGAAGGUCUUCAGCAGAUCAUUGGGAUCUUAAAAGAAUCUCAGUCACCAGACACAGCGACUCAAAUGGCAGUCCAAAUGAAACUGGAGGAAUUUAACCGAUACCCAGACUUUAAUAAUUAUUUGAUCUAUGUGCUGACAAAAUUAAAAACGGAAGAUGAACCCACACGUUCGCUGAGCGGCUUAAUACUAAAGAACAAUAUACGCAUGCAUGGCAGCAAUCUGCAGCCGGAGAUUGUUGAAUACAUUAAACACGAAUGCCUUCAAGCCGUGGGCGAUGCAUCACCCCUGAUACGCGCCACCGUCGGUAUUCUGAUCACCACCAUAGCCAGCAAUGGAGGUCUGCAAAAUUGGCCACAGUUGUUGCCAUCGUUGUGCGAAAUGCUUGAUAACCAGGACUACAAUGUGUGCGAGGGAGCCUUCAGUGCUUUGCAAAAGAUUUGCGAGGAUUCAGCUGAAAUCUUAGACUCGGCUGCUCUCAACAGGCCACUGAACGUGAUGAUACCCAAGUUCUUGCAGUACUUCAAACAUAGCAGCCCCAAGAUACGCUCUCACGCAAUUGCAUGCAUUAAUCAGUUCAUUAUCAAUCGAUCCCAGGCGCUAAUGCUGCACAUUGAUGCGUUUAUUGAAAAUCUGUUCAAUCUGUCGUCGGAUGAAGAUCAUGAGGUGCGCAAAAAUGUCUGCCAUGGCCUAGUCAUGCUGCUUGAAGUGCGAAUGGACAGACUAAUGCCCCACAUGUCGCAGAUCAUUGAGUAUAUGCUGCUGCGCACACAGGACUCUGAUGAGGGCGUAGCCCUGGAGGCGUCCGAGUUUUGGCUGUCGCUAGCGGAACAAAGUAUUUGCAAGGAUGUGCUAGCACCGUAUUUGGCCCAGCUGGCGCCUGUGUUGGUGCGUGGCAUGAGAUACUCUGAGAUCGAUAUUAUUCUGCUUAAGGGAAAUGUAGAGGAGGAUGACAUGGUGCCGGAUCGCGAAGAGGACAUACGUCCACGCUUCCACAAGUCACGCACACACACCAUUAAAAGUGGUGAGGUUAGCCAGGCGUCCGGUGGCGAGGAGGAUGAAGAUGAAUUCGAUGAUGGCUUGGACGAUGAUAGCUCGCUAUCUGAAUGGAAUUUGCGCAAGUGCAGCGCUGCCGCUCUUGAUGUAUUGGCGAAUGUAUUUCGCGAGGAUUGUCUGCCCAUUGUGCUUCCCAUUUUAAAGGAUACGCUGUUCCAUCAAGAAUGGGUUAUCAAGGAGAGUGGCGUGUUGGCACUCGGCGCCAUUGCCGAGGGCUGCAUGCAGGGUAUGAUUCAGCAUCUGCCUGAAUUGAUACCAUAUCUGAUAAGCUGCUUGUCCGACAAGAAAGCGCUGGUGCGCUCCAUCACCUGUUGGACUCUCUCGCGUUACGCUAACUGGGUUGUCAAUCAGCCACAUGAUCAAUACCUAAAACCACUUAUGGAGGAGCUGCUCAAGCGUAUCCUGGAUUCAAAUAAGCGUGUGCAGGAGGCCGCCUGCUCGGCGUUUGCCACGCUCGAGGAGGAAGCUUGCACCGAACUGGUUCCAUAUUUGGAAUAUAUACUAAAAACACUCGUUUUCGCCUUUUCCAAGUAUCAACACAAGAAUCUAUUGAUCUUGUAUGAUGCUGUUGGCACCUUGGCUGACUCUGUGGGUCACCAUCUAAACAAGCCACAAUAUAUUGAUAUAUUAAUGCCGCCACUAAUUGACAAAUGGAACUUGCUAAAAGACGAUGACAAGGAUCUGUUCCCAUUGCUUGAAUGCCUGUCCAGCAUUGCAACUGCCCUGCAAUCGGGCUUUCUGCCCUAUUGUGAUCCCGUCUAUAGAAGAUGCAUAUCGCUCAUUGAGCAGACAAUCAAUCAGGAGAUGCUCUGCAAGCAAAAUCACACAUUUGAUCAUCCCGAUAAAGAACGCAUGAUUGUUGCUCUGGAUUUACUCUCUGGCUUGGCCGAGGGUUUGGACAGACACAUUGAAACUCUGGUAGCUAAUAGCAAUAUUAUGCAUCUGCUUUAUCAGUGUAUGCAGGAUGUUUUGCCGGAAGUGCGCCAAUCCUCGUUUGCUCUGCUCGGUGAUUUGACCAAAGCCUGUUUUCCACAUGUGCAUCCGUUUAUGGCCGAGUUCUUUCCCAUAUUGGGUCAGAAUUUGAAUCCCGAUUUUAUUUCUGUCUGCAACAAUGCGACAUGGGCUAUUGGCGAAAUAUGCAUGAAAUUGGGAGAGGAAACUAAGCAAUACAUACACCUUGUACUAACCGAUCUCUUCAUUAUCAUCAAUCGCCCGAAUACGCCCAAAACGCUGCUGGAGAAUACAGCAAUAACAAUCGGUCGUCUAGGUUAUGUGUGCCCAGUUGAAGUGGCUCCUUAUUUGCCCGAAUUUGUACGACAGUGGUGCACAUCGCUGCGUCACAUACGAGAUAAUGACGAAAAGGACUCGGCCUUUCGUGGCAUGUGCCACAUGAUCACCGUGAAUCCAGCUGGCGUUGUGCCUGACUUUAUAUUCUUCUGCGAUGCAAUAGCAUCAUGGGUAAAUCCGCCACAAGAUCUGCAUCAGAUGAUACAAAAGAUAUUACACGGCUUCAAGACACAAGUUGGUGAAGAGAAUUGGCGUCGAUUUGUUGAUCAAUUCCCGCCAACUCUAGCCGAACGUUUGGUUACAAUGUACAACAUAUAAGGUGGCAUUGGCUUCACUAACAGUCCACAUACCACACCCAUAAGCAACUUAUUAACUAGACAAUUAUGUUUAUGUAUGCAAGUAAGCGUGUCGUCGUCUUUAAACUUAGUGUAAGCACAGUUAGCAGACAAAUGUUUAAUUAGGCUUGUUCGAUGCAGUUCGAAUAAUUCAAUUACAUUAAUAUUUGGAAUUUCAACUUAUAAAGUCAACUACAAAACGCCGAAAAAGCAAACAGCAAACUAAUACAAUACAUUUACAAAUUACACAUAUAA